AUGGCUACAGCUUCACCGCCAUUUGCGUCCACGAAAGAGACGACUAACUAUGCUAGGCUGUGCCGUCUUCUGGUGGAUGUGGGAUCUGAGGCACUGAGGUUCACAUUUGACAAUAUACAUCCACCAGCGACUCUGCACACGGUUUUGUCAAGUACCUCUCCACAUUACUCUACACUGCAAUCACUUUACACCGGCAGUAAGAAAGUGCUGAGUCCCACACAAUGGGGAAACCUGUUUCCUGCUCAUUCAGCUGCAUCAUCAAAAGCGUUCGACGUCACACUUUUAACAGUGCUGCUCAGAAAUAUUUGUGGUUUAAGCCCCCCCGCCCUUGGCUGGGAUAACCUUCCCCCAGCGAAAAGCAUAAGCAUCGCCGAUGACAUCGCUAGGGUGAAGUAUUACAGGAACACUUUAUACGGCCAUGCCACUAAAGCGUCUGUUGACGAUGCAAGUUUUACCACUUACUGGCUGGAAAUUCGAGAAGCCCUGGUAAGACUGGGAGGAGCUAAAUUUAAAGCUGAUAUAGAUAAUCUUGAGAUCGAAAGUAUGGAUCCUAAUAAUGAGGAACAUUAUCGUGAGCUCAUGAGGCAGUGGAAGGUAAAUGAUGAUAACAUCAAGGAGAAACUAGAUGAAAUUGAAGGUAAGAAGAUAAAUGAAUGCUUUGAUAAGACGAAACAAGUUUUAAAACAACGAGUAUGUUCAAGUAACCCGCAAAGCUUUGUAUUCGUAGAAUGCAGUGAACCAAGUAAUCGUAUGCCCUGUAACGAAAAGUGCGUUUCGAAUCUUUUGAAAGCAAUGUGUUCGUCGCGUAAGAAGUCGCUCUAAGAAAGAUAUAAGUAUCAUACGUAACUUUGGUGACCAAAUUAGGUCAUGAUAGAUUUGUAAAUUAUACAUUGAAGCCACAGACGGCUCAAAUAAGGCGACACCUGAUUAUAUUACCACUCCGUUAUUUUUUUUCAUGACAACCACUUAAGGGCGAGUGUACCUCUCUCAUACUACUUCAUACUUGAUUUUUGUACGUGGGAAUUAAAAUUCAUUAUACCAUGCCAACGAGGCGUAAUGAGGACUUGGAAACUGUAUAGGGCAGCUAAUUCAAUGCUUUUAGGUUAUCAUCAAGGAAGAAAUGAUGAUACAAGUAUGGACUACGCAUGCAAUGUAGCUCUAUUGUAAUAGCAAUCCUGGUCGAUAUGGCAAAUGGUACGCCAUGAUCGACUUGAUGCGUUUUUCACCUGCUUUAUAUGCAUGAUGUACUAUGUCCUUUUGAUACCCUACUGGAUAUUGAAUCAAAGGUUACAAAUGAAUUUUCAGAGACCAUCAAAACUUCACUAGAACAGAUAAAAAGUGAAAUGGAGAAUAACCUAAGAUGCACACUUAAGAAGUUGGAAGGCGAAGUAAAAGAAGUGAAGGAACAGCUGGGUACCUUGACGGCGUCAAAGAUAGAAAGCAAGGAAGAAGGUCAGUCUACAGUCGUGCAUAAAGAGAAAAACGUUUAUAGUAAUACACGGAAAAUCCACGCUUUUAAUGAAAAUUGGUCGACAAUCAUAGCUGUUUGUAAACGAGUCAUCAAUUCCUGCGGUCCACUCUUUAAUAUGAUAUACUCUUUUAACAAAAUAUACUCUAACAUUUCAUUUCAAACCAAUGAUCAAUCUGGAACUUUCAAAUGCGCUCGCUCUCGAUGCAAAACUUGUCCUUUUAUUCAUAUCGUAGAGAAAGUAUCGGAACCCAAGAGAUCCAUUAAGAUCCCUUUACGUGUACCUCCGCCAAUGUCAUUUACUGGAUAACUUGCACUUAUUGCCAUAAGUUAUACAAUGGUGAAACAGGAAGACGAUUAAGUGACCGAUUCCGAGAACACCUUCGCGAGACAGAAAGAAAUGACAAGGACGCAUCCAAACCAGUCGCUAGACACUUUAAUCUCCCUAUCCUUCUAAACAACGUACGGUAGUUUGCGGCCUUUCCUUACAUUUAGGCAGUUCGGGAAGCCAGAAAACACUAGAACAGAAAUUUGUCUUCGAAAUCGGCACUCUUAAUCCCCACGGUAUGAACGAGCGCUUUUCAUUCAACUAAUUUCUUCUUGUUUUCUCGUCACCAUAUUUCCACCGAUAGCGUAGCUCCAUUUUCUGCAUACAAACCCACACACAACCCACAAUUACGUUUUUAACUAAGUUGUUUACACUAAAUUGCUUAUUUCUUUUUAGCUGAGUUAAUCUGGGCUUUAUUGUGAUGUGAAUCACUGGUUCAGGUGGUUCUCUAAAUUUAUUAGGAUAAUUUCUUGCGAAGGAAACUGCUUUAUUGUCAUUGUAGAAUAUGAAAUAGAAGCUUAAUUCUGAUCUUUUUCUCAAAUGAACUUAAAUCAGAAUUUUUAUUACAUUUAGAGAUAUGUUCUUGCACGUCCAGUGUUCAGGUCCAUAGCUAUUUUAUAACUCAGUGCUAUUUCCAAACUCUUUUUCAGGUAUUUUUGAUCCAGAUGAUAUCAUCGAUGUGAUUAAACAAUUGUACAAAACCCGUGAGGGAUGGUUGGCACCGUUUCCAUGGUGUGAGGACUUCCAGUUUCGUCUUGGAGAAAUCUUUAUCAGGCUCAAGGUGGUGAGAAGGAAGAAAACAAGAGGAACAGUCACUGAAAAGGGUAUCAAAGUAUCUUCUCUCUUUGACCCGCACGAAGAGUGCUCAAAGCCAAGAACAGUGUUAAUUGAAGGAGAGCCAGGAGUGGGAAAAACCACCUACUGCAAAUACUUUGUUUACAAAUGGGCCUCAAGGAAGCAAAAGCCUGAAGAAUUCUUGUCAAGAUAUAAAGCUGUUUUACUGCUGAAAUGUCGUGACAUUAAGUCUGAUCUUUGGAAUGCUAUUGAUGAACAACUUCUUACACGCGACAUUCAAGAAGGAGUCAGGAAGGAAUUCUUUCAGUUCAUCCGUGACAAUCAGUCCCACAUUUUGUUAUUAUUGGAUGGAUUAGACGAGUUACCCUCCAGUAAGCUGCCAAUUUUUUCAGAAAUACUUGAGGGCAGAGUGCUCCCGAAAUGUCACAUUGUUGCAACAGCAAGGCAAGAAGUGGGGAUCAAAGUAAGAAAAUCUUGCGACACCCUGCUUGAGAUCGAAGGAUUUACGAAGAAGCACACUCGAAAAUUCAUCGUCAAGUACUUCAAAACAAGAGCAGAUUUGGCUGAAAAGCUGUGGAAGAGGAUGUUGCAUGAUGACCACCUUAAGGAAAUGGCGGCCAACCCUUUAAAUACUGCACUUCUUUGCCUUUUGUGUGAGGAGUUUGAAGGGAUUCUAUCAGAAAAAAGGGCUGACCUGUACCUUGAAAUCAUUCAAUGUGUCUUAAGAAGAUACAGGAAAAGGAAAGGACUCUCAGAAACUGAAGAUGACCUUAAAGACGUGUACAAAUCGCAACUGAAACGUCUUGGCUCCAUUGCCCUAAAUGGUUUGCGUGACGACAACUUGAACGUUGAGGAAAGCAAACUGCGAGAUGAUGGUAGUGACUUACCCGAGCUUGGAUUUCUGUCUGUUCAGCCCAGCGGCAGUAAGCUGAGACCUGGUCUUCAUUAUGCCUUUUUACACAAAAGUUUUCAACAGUGCUUUGCAGCGUUCUACAUUUGCUGUCAAAUUCAAGAUCAGGAAAUUACAUGCGAUGAGUUAGUUUCUGACUCAAAAUACCUCAAUGAGCUAAAAGAGGUGCUCUUCUUCGCAUGCAGCAUUCUAGCCGUGCAAUGCCCUGAACAAGCGAUGGCUCUUGUCACGAGUCUAAUAGGCCAAGUAGACAAGUAUGGAGACAAUGGUGUGUACGUUGUGUUGGAAGCAAUCAAAGAAAGCACAAGAGAGCAGAGUGAUGCUCAUCUAGAGUUGGCUCGUUGUUUUGGUCGUGGCUUCCAACUACAAAGCAUCGAUAUCAAAUCCGGGCGUGCUCUAGGAAAAGCAAUUACUACUUCCCUGGCAGAGGCAGUAAAAGUCAACAUGACCUUGACAACAUUGAAGCUGAAUUUCAAUGACAUGGGUGAUAAUGGUGCUAUCUCUCUUGCCAGUGGAAUUAAAGUUAACAGAACUCUGACUGUCCUAGAGUUAAUGAACAAUAGCAUCGGCGAUGCUGGUGUUACCUCAAUCGCUGAGGCAAUUAAAAUCAACAAAUCUCUGACAGAUCUGAAAGUGGGUUUCAAUGACAUUGGUGAUAUUGGUGCGGCUUCCAUCGCCGAGGCAAUAAGAGUCAACUCAUCUCUAACUCUUUUGGAGUUGUAUUGCAAUCGGAUCGGUGAUGCCGGUGUCAUUUGCAUUGCUGACGCAAUUAAAGUCAACAAAGCUUUGACUGAUUUGCAGUUGUCAAACAAUGACAUCGGUGAUGCUGGUGCUGCUUCCAUUGCUGAGGCAAUAAAAGUCAACAAAACUUUGACUUCUUUGGAACUGAAUUGUAAUGACAUCGGUAAUGCUGGUGCCACCUCUAUUGCUGAAGCAGUGAAAUUCAACCAAGCACUGACCGUUUUAGAGUUGUCUAGCAAUGAUAUUGGUGAUGCUGGUGCUACAUCCAUAGCAGAAACAGUUAAAUUCAACAAAACUUUGAGCGUUUUGGUGUUGUCCAACUGUGGCAUUUGUGACACUGGAGCUAUUCUUAUUGCUGAGGCAAUGAAAGUCAACAAAACUCUGACCGUUUUAGAGAUGUCGAACAAUGAUAUUGGUGAUGUUGGUGUUGCUGCUAUUGCUGAGGCGAUUGAAAUCAACCAAGCACUUAAAGAACUGGGGUUAUGGAAGAACAGCUUUGGCUACACUGGUGUCACUUCUAUUGCUGAAGCAAUUAAAGUCAACAACACCCUAGUGGCCCUGGAGCUGUCGUCGAGUGGUAUCGGCGAUGCUGAUGCUACUUCCAUUGCUGAGGCCAUUAAGGUCAACAAAACUUUGAUUGAUUUGGAAUUGUCAAAUAAUGCCAUUGGUGAUGCUGGCGCUACUUCUAUUGCUGAGGCAAUUAAGGUUAAUGAAGCCCUAACAGAAUUGAAAAUGAGCUUCAACAACAUUGCUGACACAGGCGCAACUUCACUUGCUGAGUCUAUUAAAGUGAACAAAACUUUGACUGUUUUAAAGUUAUCAAACAAUCGCAUCGGGGAUGCUGGUGUAGAGUCAUUUGCAGAAGCUAUUAAAGUCAACAAAACUCUAGAGUAUUUGAACCUAAUGGAAAACCACUUUGGUGAUGCUGGUACAACAUUCAUCGUUGAGGCAAUGAAAGUCAAUAAAGUACUGGCCACCAUUUCUUUUUAG
Molecule: messenger RNA, 5232 nt
Organism: Pocillopora meandrina
Lineage: Eukaryota; Metazoa; Cnidaria; Anthozoa; Scleractinia; Pocilloporidae
Source: the annotation of a GenBank genome assembly